CAUUUAUUAUAUACCUAAUGAGAGAAUCUAAUGCAGUAAGUAUACAAAGUAGAAGAAGCCUUUUGACUUUGAGAAGUCUACUACCCAUUUGAAGGAAAAAGCUGUUAAAUCCUUGAGAGCAGGAAUCAUGCCUGAUUUAAUGAAUUCACCAGAUAUCACUGAGUACCUAAUAUGUGCCAGGCCUGGAACCUCUUAGGUAUUAUUUUCAGUACCCAGAAGAGUUCUACGCACAUAGUAGGGACUCAAUGUGGGUUGAGUUGUGGGUUGGCUGAUAGACAAGAAGCUUUUGGAGAACAAGUAUAAGGCAGCAUAUAACCAAGCGCAGGAAUGUAUCCUACAUGCUGGAUGGUAAUUUGGAGUCUUCAGCAGAGCGCAGGACACAUUAAGGAGGGCUGAUAUCAAUUUGAGAAGACUUCUCCUUUUCUACCUAGAGCUGUGAGGCCAGAGGAAGAGGUCCUGGCUAUACGUGUAUGUUCAUGUGGGUUGUUCUAAAUUGGUUGUCUUUGAAAACUGUGUAGGGAGGCAAUAAUGCCAACACAAGGAGAAGCACUGGGUCGGGAACAUAGAUACCUUAAUUUUAUUUCUAGCCAUAUAAUACAUAAAGCAAAGGAAUAAAAUGAUUCAUGCUGAUUCUACACAAAAGCCUUCCUUUGGCCCUUUCCCUCUUAUCCAAGCGCCAUGUUGUUAUUACCAAAUAAGUUCCCUGUGACUCCUCCAAAACUUUUGCUUUGUCCAAGCGUAUGACACACUGAAAGAGGAUGCUGAAGGUUUUGGAGUGAAGAACCUUCAGAGUUGGGUUGUUCCUGUCCAGGUUUUAGGGGCCAUCUCUUUUUGCCUUGGGGAUUUCAGAACUUGUAUCAGUUGCAAAGAGCUGUAGAAUUCAAUUACCCAGGGCUCUUUGCAGGGCUCUGAUCUAAUGAGGCCCUCGCCGACCCCCUAAACUCGAGUCAACCUCCUGCCAUAUGUUCCCAUAGCACCCUGUACUUCCUUAAUGCUAACACACACUGUGCUUUAUUGCAAUUAUGUGUUUGAUCUCUCCCCUUAAUCAAGGGAAAUAAAGGCAGUUAAGCUCAAUAAGGCAGGGACUCCUUGUUUGUCUUUUUAAGUGCUGUAUCUUCAGUGCCUCAGAAGAUGCCUGGCACCUGGUAACCACUUAAUAAUCUUACUAAAUGAAUGAAUGAAAGAGAAGAAUGACAUUGUAGGCAGAGGGAGCAUGAGGAGCCAAGACAAAGAGAAGUCUUGGCGUUUGUCCUCUGCUGAGCCAAGAUGGGUGACUGGAGCUACCUGGCAGAGUUCCUGGAGGAAGUACACAAGCACUCCACAGAGAUUGGCAAGGUCUGGCUCACAGUCCUCUUCAUAUUCCGCAUACUGGUGCUGGUCACGGCUGCUGAGUCAUCCUGGGGGGAUGAGCAGGCUGAUUUCCUGUGCGAUACGCUGCAGCCUGGCUGCGAGAACGUCUGCUACGACCAAGCCUUCCCCAUCUCGCACAUCCGCUAUUGGGUGCUGCAGGUCAUCUUCGUCUCCACACCGUCUUUGGUGUACCUGUUCCACACCAUGCACAGGGUGCGCAUGCAGGAGAAGCAGAGGCAACGGGAGGCAGAGAGGGCCAAACACGUGCAGGGCGCUGGCUCUUAUGAGUACCCAGUGGCUGAGAAGACAGCGCUGUCCUGCUGGGAGGAAGGGAAUGAAAAGAUUGUCCUCCAGGGCACUCUGCUCAACACCUAUGUCUGCAGCAUCCUGAUCCGCACGACCAUGGAGGUGGCCUUCAUUGUGGGCCAGUACCUCCUGUACGGGAUCUUCCUGGACACUCUGCAUGUCUGCCGCAGGAGUCCCUGCCCCCACCCCGUCAACUGUUAUGUAUCCCGGCCCACGGAGAAGAAUGUCUUCAUUGUCUUUAUGCUGGCUGUGGCAGGACUGUCCCUCUUCCUCAGCCUGGUUGAACUCUACCACCUGGGCUGGAAGAGGAUCAGACAGCGAUUUGCCAGGUCACGGCAGGGCAUGGCUGAGUGCCAGCUUCCUGGCCCCUCUGCUGGCAUAGUCCAGAAAUGCACACCACCGCUUGACUUCAAUCAGUGCCUCGAGAAUGGUCCUGGGGGGAAAUUUUUCAAUCCCUUCAGUAACAAGAUGGCCUCCCAGCAGAACAUAGACAACCUGGCCACAGAGCAAGUGCGAGAUCAGGAGCAGAUUCCUGGGGAAGGUUUCAUUCAUAUCCGUUAUGCCCAGAAGCCUGAGGUACCCAAUGGAGUCUCCCCAGGUCACCGCCUCCCCCAUUGUUACCAGAAUGACAAGCCUCGUCUCAGCAAGGCCAGCAGCAAGGCCAGGUCAGAUGACCUAUCAGUGUGAGCCUCCAGCGUGAGGGAACCAGAACCAAGGGGGAACAAAGGAGGCUCAGAGAGGGAAGACGUGUCCGUUCUGACCGCGUCUCUCUCAUUCUCAUCACUGCUCUGCUCCUUUUGGGCUCUGGAUCUCAAUAGCAUUGCUCAUUUAUUCCAGAAGGUAUGACCAGGGCUCAGCAAGUGCAGUCAGAGACAUGGCUACCCACCCAGGCUGCUGUCCCUUCCCAAUCCUCUACCCAGUGUACUCAGUGAAGCCUUUCAGUUUACUCAUUGGACAAGGAAGAGGAAGAGAAGGGAACCAUGGCAAAUCUGGCCUGGGACAGAUAGCCAGAGGGACAAGAUGACUCUCUCUACAUGAGCCAAAUACCAGAUGGGUUCUCCAAGUCUCUAUGGCUUCUGUGUGUGUGCGUGUGUGUGUGUGAGGGAGAUUGUCACUGAGCUAACAUCUGUGCCAAUCUUCCUCUACUUUAUAUGGGAUGCUGCCACAGUAUGGCUUGAAGAGGUGUGCUAGGUCUGUGCCCAGGAUUUGAACCUGUGAACCCCAGGCCGCUGGAGCAGAGCAUGAGAACUUAACCACUAUCCAACUGGGCGGGCCCUCCUUUUGGCUUUCCUGACCUGAUCUCUCUUCCUGCUGCAAGGAAGAGCCCAAAGUUCCCAGCCAAUAAAGAGCAUGAAUGAAGGAACUUGUGUUAGAUGUGCCGUUCAAUCUAUUGUCUCCUUGGGCCAUACUUUAGAGUUCUGGUGAGGUUUCUUUAGGCCGCCCUUGGCUACCCCCUCCCUCUACCCAGUCUUACUUAAAAAGAGGUCAUUGGAACUUGAUCAGCAGCCUCAGCUUUACAAGUGCCUUGAUCUGUACCUCUGGCAAAUGUCCCACCUUGGUGAUGUUGCAGCCUUUCCUUCUGGCAGAGUGUACAAGCAGCCUAAGAAAGUGCAAGCUCCUCUAGGGAGUCACUGUGUACACAGACUCCACUGGAAUUCCUGCCACCACCUGUCAUCCUGUGGCUCUUUUACAGUUCAACCCAAUGAUAGAAACCAUCCCUUCUCUUUCUCCCUUGGCUGUUCACUCAGUGUUCCUCCAAAGACCCUAUCAACUGGAAUGCCCCAGAAACUGUCAUCGUCUCUCAGAUCUUGACCAGAUCACAGCCAUGGAGACCAGUGGAAUUUCCCUGGACCUAUUAAAACAAAGAGGGCAUUGUGCUUCUAAGAUUCCCCUUGGGAAAAAAUAAUUCUGCUGUGAAGAUGAAAAUAAAAAAGGAGAGAAAAUACUGGAAAAGGAUAUUUCCCUCCUAUUUAUUUCCCUUGCUAACUGUCAACUUAAGAGUGCCAAGAGGUGGUGCCAUGACAGCUAUAGAGGCUCCCCAGAUCGCUCUCUCCCUGGAGGAUUUAGUCGGGGCAUGGAAGCAGUAGGGGAAUCUCCAGCUCCCUUGGCAGGGCCCUUGUUUAAGAGCAUAGAGAUUCCUAUGGUGCUCCUGAUGAGACUGCCACAUGGGGACUUCAAAAAAGCCCUGCCUUCCCCAGGGACUGGCCUGGUUUCUCUAUUCAGUCCACUCAUAAUGGGUGGUUGCCAUUUUGGAUGAAGAUAAAGGAUACUCAAAACUGAAUACCAAGACUUAUAGGGAGAUGAUUACUUUCUAAAAUGCAUAUGUGUGUGUGUACACGUGCUGAUAGACCGGGUGAAGGAGAGGGGAGUCCUGAAAUAAGGAAAGGAAAUCUUAGGGAAAAUUGUGUCUUCCUGCCCUCCUUUCUAGAUGCCUGGCAGAGAGCCUGAGCCUCACUGUUUUCAGUAUCAUCAGCCUAAACAGAUAGGCAUGAAAAGUAGGAACAGAGGAGGGUGAAGGCUCAGAAGGAGGCUCAGCCUCUGCCUUACCUGCCCAUCUCUAGGCCCCUCUGUUGAUACCUAGAUGUUAUUGGUAGGUGGAAAGAAGGGUGAAGAUAGAGAGGUGGAGGGAACUGAUUGGGAUGCCAGUUAGAAAAGAAUGACUGGUCAUCCCAGGUCCCUGGAGGGGGCACCUUUCUAUAUUGUCUGGCAUUGGCAUUGACUUUCUCUCUCUCUCUCUCUCUCGAAAAAAAAAAAAAAAAAAAAAAGCCUCUCUCUCCUUCCAUCUCUGAAAUGUGUUUGUUUCAUGAAACGAGUGUUCCUGGAUUAUAAAUUCUGUGAGACCAGUCCUUGAUGAUGUGGCUUCCAGGAAAGAAAAAGCUGUAAAUGUGUAGUUUGUCUUAAUAAAAUUUGGCCCUACAUCAA
Equus caballus (horse) is the source of this 4578-nucleotide messenger RNA. The record is from RefSeq and is a predicted model, not a curated record. NCBI's taxonomy places the organism in Eukaryota, Metazoa, Chordata, Mammalia, Perissodactyla, Equidae.